Messenger RNA from Cornus florida, 1141 nucleotides. RefSeq lists its product as uncharacterized. Lineage: Eukaryota; Viridiplantae; Streptophyta; Magnoliopsida; Cornales; Cornaceae. The record is from RefSeq and is a predicted model, not a curated record. The transcript has 6 exons. The coding region runs from base 328 to 942 and encodes 204 amino acids.
CCAAAAAUAGGGUAAAAGUUAGAUAGAGAGAGAGAGACAACUGAGAAAGGGAGAGAGAGACGCUCUGAAUACAUGAGAAAAAGAAGACGACGAAGAGGAAGAAGAUAACACUGAAAAGUGGCGAUUCUGAUUUUUGGAGGGAGAAAAUUCUAACAAAACCCACCCUCGAUUCUUUCAUUUUCGAGAAAUUAAGCGAAAAAGCUCUCAUCUUUCCCACUUUCGUUGCUCUGCAAACACAGUUUCUCUCUCGCGAUUUUGGUGAAUUUGAAUCAUUUGAUGUUCUAUUUUGCUUAGAUCUUGAGCUUUGUUUGCAGAGAGAGAAGAGAUAUGGAUAAGUUACAGUGGGGAAACCGAAAGCGUUUGCGAUGUGUGAAGGUCAAAGACUCAGUUUUGACAGAGAAAUCAGACGGCGGUGGUGUUAUUAUGAGGAAGAAAAUCACUUCUCGUGUUGAUCGACAUGUGGUUGCCACUUCAGAUAUUAAGGAAGCCCUUCCUCGUCCUCUGCAAUCCCCCAAUCGUCUCUGCAGGGAUUUGGGGAUGAAUAGGUCAAUUGUAAAUGAGAAUCGGAAGGCCUCAACAUCGUCUUCGCCGGAGAAGGAAGAUCGGUAUUACACGACGAGGGGGUCAGUGGGAUUGGAUGACAAUGGGAAGCUGUUUAUGGAGGCAAGAGAUGAAAAUAGAGGGAUUGUUUGGCCUAAACUAUACAUCUCUUUGUCAAGUAAAGAAAAGGAGGAAGAUUUCAUGGCGAUGAAAGGGUGUAAGUUACCACAGAGGCCUAAGAAAAGGGCCAAAUUGAUCCAAAGAAGCUUACUUUUGGUGAGUCCAGGGGCAUGGCUAUCUGAUCUAUGCCAAGAGAGGUAUGAAGUGAGGGAGAAGAAGGCUUCUAAGAAGAGACCUAGGGGAUUGAAAGCCAUGGGAAGCAUCGAAAGUGAUUCAGAAUGAGUCAUGGAAAGAGAGAGGCGGAGGCAACAGGAAGAUUUGAAUUUUUUUGGUAGUUGGAUAAUGUUUUUUUUUUUUGGGUAGUUGAAAAAAAAAAAAGAAAAAAAAAAGUGUAGUGGGUGUGUUUUUGUUGGACUUUUGAAAAAAAUUGUUGUUAUCCUGUUCUAAUCUAAUCUUUUUGGGGGAAAACCCAAGUUUCUUC